Molecule: messenger RNA, 1074 nt
Organism: Trypanosoma theileri
Lineage: Eukaryota; Euglenozoa; Kinetoplastea; Trypanosomatida; Trypanosomatidae
Product: putative trans-sialidase
Exons: 1
Coding region: 1-1074 (357 amino acids)
Source: RefSeq, a predicted model, not a curated record
AUGUGUAUUCCUCUUCACUGUUUGUUUUUUCUUUCCUUGUUUCUGAAUCUGCUGUUGUUUAUUAAAACUGUACAAUCUUCAGGUCCACUAGUGGCGCAUCAUAUGAUUAAAUCACGAGCACGAAAUGAUAGCUGGUGGUGUGCUAAGGAUCGCAGUGCAUUUCGGGUGGCACCACCACAGCGCUAUGUGAUUAACAGAAGUAAUCCUGCUAUAAUACCACACAAUCUCUCGGUGAUAGUGGUGAUGGACCCAAACAUGAUAGAACCUACUGCAUUUCUUCAGCCCAUUGCACCACUUUCUGCUGAUGAUGGAAGUGGUGAGAAUGGCACCAUUUCCACCUCAGAACUCGCCCAACAGAGUUCGCCCAGUGGAGAUCUGAACAUUCCUUCAUUCUUUAAAUUACACGUGUAUGUCUGGGACGACACGACACUACGUGAAAUUCUAGAGGAAGUUCUGGCUUUAAGUGCCGCAGCGAGACGUGUGCUGAUGCCUCAUCCCCCUGUUGUACUAACAACAACAAGAACAGUUGAGGAGGUAGGAGUGAAGGAGGAUGGGAAUGAUUAUAUGGGGAAGAAGGCGUUUCUAUCGGAAUCGCACGAGCAAGGGAAAAAUGCAGGUAAGGAUGGAGUUGAAAAUAAUCAGGUUGAUAUUGAUGUGGAAAAGAAUGACGGGAGUGUUGCAUCAGGGAUAGAUGAUGAUAGUAAUUCCGUUAAGAGUGAGGAGAAUGAAAAAGCAGAACCUCCUUUUAAACGUGAUCGCACAGAGAUGGAAGAUGAGAAGGAGGCUCAGCAGAAUGUUUCCUCUGAAGUGAGAAGGAUGCGGGGGAGAAAUAGUCACCCUGGUGCACCACCAGUGACUAAGGUACGUGUUUCCCAUGUCUUUGUUGAUAACAACAAGAGACCGCAAAUAAGAGGUGUCACCGUUCUUCGAGUUGAUAAGCCUAUUUUUCACGCAGGUGAUUAUAUUACUAUGCAAGAACUACGAAUUUCAAGAGGUGGCGCUAGAGGAUGGAAGAAUGGGGAUUUGUUGGUGCUGUCACCGCUUGUACGAUACCAAAAAUCAACAUCAAUAUGA